CCCGUGCCAGUGGAAUGCGCGCCCCCGCUGCUGCAGCUUGAUGCACUAAUUGGAGUUCAGCUGCAGCUCUGAAGCUCUGAUGUAGAUGAGAACAUGUAAAUACUGGAAGCUUCUCUGCGACUAUUUUGGAGUUUGUUCGUUGUAUUUGUCCCUCGGAGGGAUGAUGAAGAGGAGGAGGAGGGUUUCUCUGCAGACUGCAUCAUCUGAUUUCCCUUCAUGAGGAUGAAAACUCGCCUUUUUACUUGGAACAACUUCAUCUUUCCAUGAGGAGCUGAUGGGACACCGACUGAUUCAUUAUCUUUCUGCAUUUCUCUGGAUCUCUCUGUUGGCUUUUAUUUAUUCCUGCACAUUUUGAUUGAACUCUUUUCUGGAGCAGCCCAGAAUAAACAACAACGAGGCACAACACCUCCUGUUCCUCUAAUAUUAUUUCAUUUUUCUUAAUUUGUUUUCUCAUAUUUUAUUAUAUUUGUUUUAAAGAAUGUGUUUUCGGUGUUGAUCUGGAGGAUUAUAGCAGACUAUAGUGGUAUUGGAGGCUUUACAUGUAGCUUCAGAAAGAGACUGUGUGUUUCUGAGGGAUUCAUCAUCAGAGGCUUAUAUAACAAGAGCAGUCAUGUAUGCAGGACGCAAGAGGAGGAAACCAGUCCAGAGAGCGGUGAAGCAGGCACCAAGUGAAGGGGCCAAGUCCAACCCGUCCAAACGGCACCGAGACCGGUUGAACGGGGAGCUGGAGCGGUUGGCCAGCCUGCUGCCGUUCCCCGAGGAGGUCACCGCCAGUCUGGACAAACUCUCCAUCCUCCGCCUGAGUGUCAGCUACCUGCGGGCCAAGAACUUCUUCUCUGUCACCCUGAACGGAGUGACACCAGCCGCUGUGAAGGAUGACGACAGUAAAACAGCAGCAGUGGUGGAGGCCAAGAUUCCUGAAGGCGAGCUGUUGCUGCAGGCUCUCAACGGCUUCGUCAUGGUCCUUUCUGCCAGUGGGACCAUCUUCUACUCCUCUCACACCAUCCAGGACUACUUGGGCUUCCACCAGACGGACGUCAUGCACCAGAGCGUGUACGAGCUGGUCCAUACGGAGGACCAGCAGGAGCUCAGGAGAAACUUACACUGGGCCUUGAAUCCUCCUCCUGCCGCUGCACCUGCCAUUACCGAGGACUCCCCCCAAGAGAUGGAACCGGACAGCAGCUCCGCCGUGGUCACCUACAACCCCGAGCAGCUUCCUCCAGAGAACUCGUCCUUCCUGGAGAGGAGCUUCAUGUGUCGCUUCCGCUGCCUCCUGGACAACUCCUCCGGCUUCCUGGCUCUGAACAUCCAGGGCAGACUCAAGUUUCUGCAUGGACAGAACCAGCGGCAAGAAAACGGAGGGAAGGCCCCGCCUCAGCUCGCCCUCUUCGCCAUCGCCACCCCUCUGCAGCCUCCGUCCAUCCUGGAGAUCAGGACCAAGAACAUGAUCUUCAGAACCAAACACAAGCUGGACUUCACACCGUUGGCCUGCGAUGCAAAGGGGAAGAUCGUGCUGGGAUACACCGAGGCUGAACUGCGGGUUCGAGGAUCCGGCUAUCAGUUCAUCCACGCAGCAGAUAUGUUGUACUGCGCCGAGAACCACGUCAGAAUGAUGAAGACUGGAGAGAGCGGUCUGACCGUGUUCAGGCUGCUCACCAAGGAGAAUCGCUGGAAAUGGGUCCAGGCCAACGCCAGGCUGGUGUACAAGAACGGCAAACCAGACUACAUCAUCGCCACCCAGAGGCCUCUUUUGGAUGAAGAGGGAGGAGAACAUUUGCGUAAGCGCUCCAUGCAUCUACCCUUUACCUACGCUACAGGCGAGGCCCUGCUCUACCAGUCCAACCAUCCCAUAGCAGCCUUUAGAGAUGGAGGCCAUGAGAAAAAUGGCAGUAAGUCUAAGAAGAGCCGGACUGAAAGGCUUUUGCGGGAUGGUCUGGACCCCGGCUCUCUUCUAGGGGCACUCAUGAGUCAGGAUGAGUCGGUGUACGUUUGCCAGCCCGCCCUGGAGCCCAAAAUGUCCUUCCAUAGCUUCUUUGGAGACCAGAUGGGCUUCUCUGACUCCGAAUCCUCCAGCUUGCACAGGAGCUGGGACGAGCCGAGCAACGGCGUGCUGGGUCCGGGCGUCACGGAGCCGGGCACCAGCUUCGACCCGCUGCUGGCUACUCUGGACUCGCUCUCGCUGGAGGGCCACGGGGUCGUGGAUUCGGAAGAGGGGGGUUGUUCAAACGGCGAGCUGUUCAGAGCUCUGGAAGGGCUGGGGCUGAGCGCCGAGGACCUGGAGCUGCUGCUGCUGGACGAGCGGAUGAUCAGAGUCGAGAUGGACCCCGAACGCGUGCCCACCUUGGACGACCUGCUGACAAACGACGAGAUCCUUUCAUACAUCUACGACUCCAUAGAGGGGAAGGUGGAUUCCACAGAGCAGGUGCCUCCCAGUACUGCCUCGGCGACGGCCACAAUGGUGUCGCUACCUGAGAGUAACGCCACUUCUGACGCUAAUGUUCAUAUGCAGUUUCCUCACCAUAAGCCUCCCCUGGUGGGGCACGCCCCCAUCCUCCAGCUGUCCCAGCAGAUGCAGCAGCACCUGAACAUGCGACAGGAGAAAGUGGUGCAUGACUGGGGCCAGCAGAGCGACCGUUUGGCUAACACGAUAGUCAACGGAGAGCUGCUGGGGCAAAAUCAACCGCUCACCAACGGACAGUGGACAGCGCAAAACAUUCUGGUCAGUGCAGGGAUACAACUGGAACACUAUAAAACACAACAGACUAUUUUCAAUGGCAAAGCCUCAGAGCUGGAUGGAGAGCAUCAUCAGCAGCAUCAGCAGCGCUACCUUCAGCAGCAGCCCAGGGUGCAGAACCACCUCUCACAGCAGUGCCACGCCAAACAGAAGGCGGCCAACCUCAACGGACUGUGUGGCGUCUCCGGCGCGGAGCAUUCGGCGGGAAAAUCCCAGUGGCAGGACUUUGGAUUCAGCGAGAGUCUGGGCAGCAACUCCUGCCUUGAUAACAGCCAAAAACCUCUGACAAACACCUCACUAGAUUCUUGCAUGGAUUAUAGCAUGCCUGAUGUUGACAAUGCGGAUUACACGAUUAGCGGAAGCGGUUUGUUUGGGAGGAACGGACAGCAGCACGGGGCCGAGUCCGCGGUCUCGUCCUUCCAGGGGAUGAACCAUAAACUGCAGCAGGAGCAGAUCCCGGUUCCUUUGGCUCAGGUCAUCUCCAGCCUGUCGCAGUGCCCUCCCCCCAACGCCUCCCUGGAGCAGAUCCUCGGAGUGGGCAAGCCCUGCCGACAGUUGGACCACUACGGCAUGGUGACCUCUGAGAUCCCUCAUGACCCCAGUCCCAACAAGAUGGAGAACGGCUGCCUGCUGAGCAGUACUUACCCAGGAGGCUGUGCUCUGCCCAAUAGAAACGGAGCAGCGCCCCCUACUGUCCAGCUGCCCGGCCCCGAGACUCUGCCCAGCCUCCCCGACCCGCCAGCCACCGGCUUCUACCUCUGACCAGCUGACCGGGAACAGUCAUGCAGCAGGAAACACACACGAUGACUGGACCAGCCUUAUACACCUAGACAACACAACAAACCAAGCUGAAGAAACGUAGGCCUAUAUGUUCUUUUCUUUCUCUCGUUUCCAAUUUGUAAUAUUUUUUUGUGUGUGUGUGGGAGGGAGGGAGGGAGGGAGGGAGGAAGGGGUCAAUGUGUUGUAUUUCAAGUCAUAUUAUCAUAUGAGUCCUUUGUUUACAAUAAUGCAGUCAAGAGUGCUCCGUUGAAUUUAUGUGAAGUAAUGCAGAGACGUAAAUAUGAGUUUUUAAAGAUGAGUUUCACAAAUCUGCGUUCAGAUACAACACGAAGCAGAAUUUAGAGGCAAAACUAUAUGUUUUUUUUUUUUUUAAUCUAAAAACACAUCAUGCAUCUGUCAGGUCACAUUGGGUUGUUUUAUUGUGCACGCAGUGAAAGUGCAAGAUAACACAAGGUAGAACAUAUUGAGAUAUACUGGGUUAAUACUGGGUGUUAUUGGAGGGUAAACGACUGAUGCCAGUUUACCAGUCGAAGCUGAAUAUAAACCAUUAAAUAUCACCUUAUUAGUAGAUUAAGGGAUAAGGAAAUUGGUUCAUAAUUUGUCAUUUUUCAAGCAAAAAUACUAAACAUUUGUUUCUCAAAUAUCAAGAUUUGCUGCUCUUUGUCCUAUAUUGAAUUAAAUUAUUAUUAAUAAUAAUAAUAAUAAUCAUUUUAUUUAUAUAGCACUUAUCAAAACAAAGUUACAAAGUGCUUCACAUAAAAAAAA
This is a messenger RNA of Sebastes umbrosus (honeycomb rockfish), 4279 nucleotides long. RefSeq names its product aryl hydrocarbon receptor-like. The coding region runs from base 611 to 3496 and encodes 961 amino acids. Gene Ontology annotation, molecular function: transcription cis-regulatory region binding; nuclear receptor activity; protein dimerization activity. The transcript is spliced from 11 exons. Gene Ontology annotation, cellular component: aryl hydrocarbon receptor complex; nucleus. Lineage: Eukaryota; Metazoa; Chordata; Actinopteri; Perciformes; Sebastidae. The record is from RefSeq and is a predicted model, not a curated record. Gene Ontology annotation, biological process: regulation of transcription by RNA polymerase II.